AUGUCAGAUUACCGACCUACAACAUAUUUUAACAAUAAUCAAGCAAAUAGUUGGGAAAAUCCAAGUAUGUCACCAGUUCAAGAUUUAGGAAGUUACGAUUCCACUGCUUCAACCUCAGUAACAAAUACUCGUGUAAAUACUUGGGUGGGAAUGAAUGGUAGUGGUCCUUAUCCUCAAGGGUACUUAAAUGGUUCGACGGGCUACGGUGGCUCUCUAUCAGAACAACCAUCAACAAACCACGUUAGUGCACAACGAGGUGCACCAAAUGGAAUAUCUGUGAAUACAUCCAAUCUUAUGUUAAGAAAUAAUUCAUCUAUAAUGGAGACCGACGCGGGAAAUAUCUCUCAAUUGAAUAAACUUGCUGAAGAGACUGGGGCUAUGGCUAUCAUUCACUCCGAAAACAGUAGUCUAGAGAGGAUAAGUGAUAGGACGUUACGUCAUCUCGUGCAAUAUAGCACAAUUAUACCACAAGAUUUACGAAUUAAGCUUCUCCAUUCAUCCACAUCUCUUCAAGAAUUACGUAAUACUAUACAACAUUCUGAACGCCCUCUUCUAUCCGAAUUUCCUCUCUUUAGAGAAGGAGUAAUGCAUCUUAAAGUUCCUGUAUAUACAGUAUGGGGUGCUUGCGAGGAUGUUGCUGUACUAGAAAAGUUUAGAGAGAAAAUAUACAAAGUGCAUAAUUUGCAUAUUUUAGACGAAGCUAAUACCCAUCUCAUUGAAAUUGGUGGCGUUAGUUUACGGUUAUUUGGCUUAGGUGGUGCUGUAGUUCAACAUAAACUAUUUGAUAACGGACAAGGCUCAGCUACUAUUGCCGGUGGUCAUGGCACUAUGUGGACAACAAUUCUGCAAAUUGGUGAAUUAGUCGAGACUGCAUCAAAAGUAUUUGACCAAUCUGAAACAAGAGUUCUCGUAACCCACGCUAGUCCUGGUCGUGAAGGUCUUUUAACACAAUUAUCAGUCAUCUUGCGCGCCGAUUUUACGAUCUCAGCAGGGCUUCAUUUUCGUUAUGGUAUUUCAUAUAAUGAAUUUUCAGUACAAAGAGAUUCAGAAGCUUUCCGUAUGAAGUUAGAAACCUCUCGCAGAGGUUUUUAUGAGAUGUGGGAAUCAGUUAAAGCUCAAGUUGAAGGCUAUAUUGACGAACAGCAAAAAAUAUUAUUACAGAAUGCUUUUACUGUUGUUGAUCGAGUCCCAGCUCAAGGAAAGGAAGAACCAGCUUUUAGAAAUAUGUGGAAUUUCAAUUUGCCCGAUGCUGCUUAUGGUUGGGUACUAUUGGAUAUUAAAGACGGAAGAAUAUCCGCUGAAACAAAAGCACAAGGCUUCAAUUUCGCUUAUCGAAAAAACAAUAUUCAAUCAAAUAAUUCUGUCAUUUGUGGAUCACAAACAUCUGAAAUUGGCGCACCUACAAGUCCAUAUGGUACGGAUAGAAAUAGACGUCAACAGUCUAGUUGGCAGCCUUCACCUGCUCUUCCACCUCAACCAUCAAAUGGUGGUGGUACGAUACCAUCCCCAAUUUUGACGCCACAAAGAUCUACAUCACCUGAAGCAUCACCCAAUCUUUCUAGCGAUUGGAAAAAACCAUUAGCUGAUUCAGCAACGCCGAAUGAAUGGUCGCCAUCAUCAAAGGGCGCUAUUUCUUUAGGUCAAGAUCAUAUGGAACGCCCAUCGAAUAUUCUUGGUAGUGAUACUAGUAGCGAUGGUGACAAUGAUAUCAUCAACUCCACCAAUUCAGGACAUAUUAAUGAAGACUUAAAGAUUUAUUUCGAGUCGGUUGAUUGUCAGGUUGAGAAGGUCCAGUUGAUGUUUGAUAAUAACACAAAAAACCAACUUAAUCAUGCAUAUGUGGUUUUCCAGGACGAAUCAUCAAUUGAAAAAGCAGUUUCAUUAAAUGGAAAGCCAUUUGGUGAAAAUGGAUAUCGUGGUGGCCAUGGAAAUAAUUCACACAAUAAUACUCAGAACGGAAACGGAAAUCAAUGA
Molecule: messenger RNA, 1974 nt
Organism: Cetraspora pellucida
Lineage: Eukaryota; Fungi; Glomeromycota; Glomeromycetes; Diversisporales; Gigasporaceae
Source: the annotation of a GenBank genome assembly